GCCAAAACAGACCGCGUAGACUGUGCAAAUCACAAAGUGAGCGCGUUCGUUGUUUGUGAUGGAGUUUCCCGAGGGGUUCAAUCAGCUUGACCUGCUGGAGUCUCAUGGCCACAUGAUCCCGGUGGGGAUGAAGAGUGGAUGGGAGGAAGAAUGCGAUGAGGAGGAUGAAGAUGAAGGCUGCCAAACCGAGGAGUGGUAUCAGGAACAAGAGCUCAAAUUACAAGACAACCCCACUGAACUGAUAUUAUGGGCUGCUGAGAGGAAUCGAUUAGCCACAGUAGAACAUCUCCUUGCAUCAGACACAACCCUUGCUUAUUGUCAUGAUAGUGAUGGUUACACCCCUCUUCACCGCGCUGCCUACGGUGGACAUUACGCUGUGGUCUCGGCUCUUCUAGACGCCGGAGCAGAUCUUCAUGCGAGAACGACGGAUGGUUGGACGCCACUACAUAGCGCCUGUUGCUGGGGUCACACCACCGUGGCUUCCCGUCUUUUGAGGCGAGGAGCAGAGGUCAAUGCCAUGACCGCGGGCCACCUCACACCCCUGCAGCUGGCCGCAGGAAAUGCUGCAGCAGGUCAGACUAUCGAGCUGUUGCUGUCACACCGCACCCUGCAGACGGGACUGAAAAACAGCGCAGGAGAGACGGCGUAUGACAUCUCACGCCGCACGAGUGCACAUCACAGGCUGUUUGAGAUGGCGGAGCCUUGUAAUAACAUCUGCUGACAGCAAUGUGUGCACAUUCGGCUUCUGAUCAUGAAGCUAAAACAUAUGAAAGAAUGUUGAUGUGGUUCAUUUAUAUAUAGUUAAAGGGACAAAAAUAUAAAUUCUUUCAUCAUUGACUCAUUUUCAUGUCAUUGUACAGCUGUAUGAGUUACUUUCUUCUGCGAAACACAAAAGAAGAUAUUUUGAAGAAUGUUGGUAACAUUGAUCCCUAUUGACUUCCAUUGUGUGGACACAAAACCACAGAGACAUUUGUCAGAAUAUCUUCUUUUGUGUUCCAAAGAAGAAAGAGUCGGAUACAGGUUUUGAAUCACAUUGAGGUAAAUAAUCUAUGACAGAUUUUUUGCUUACUAUCCUUUAAAUUAAAAUGCACAUCAUAACAAAUACUGUAAAAUAAAUAAAAUCUGAAAUACA
Messenger RNA from Triplophysa dalaica, 1132 nucleotides. It is a transcript of the gene ankrd49, whose product is annotated as ankyrin repeat domain 49. The transcript is spliced from 3 exons. Lineage: Eukaryota; Metazoa; Chordata; Actinopteri; Cypriniformes; Nemacheilidae. The record is from RefSeq and is a predicted model, not a curated record. The coding region runs from base 59 to 721 and encodes 220 amino acids. Gene Ontology annotation, molecular function: protein binding.